GAUUUGGCUAUGUAAAUGAUUUGCAAUGUUGAUGUUAACCGAAUGAGAAAAAAAAACAAUCCUCUCAACCGUGCGUUGUGUUGAUGGAAAUUUCUCGGCUUUACACUCUACAUCAUUGGCAUCGGUUGUUUUGGGGAUGAGAAAAUGAGAACAAUAACAAAAUGGAAAAAUUCCAAUUUAAAAUUCACUUAAAUGACUGUAAUCAUUUAUUUGAUGUAAAAAUUCCCGUAGUCAUUUGUCACUUUAUCCGAAUUUGUUACAUUCGAUUUUGUUUGCGUACAUAUUGUGAGAGUGAACAUUAUUGCUAAUUAGAACUGCAACAGUGUGAGUGAGAGCAAAAUAUACCGAACGGAUUAACUAACAAACGAAACGUGCACGCGUACACAGACACACACACACACACAGCGCACACAGAACGAUGCGUGCAUCACUUGGCCAACAACGAUGCGAUGGACAAAGUCCUAAAACCAAAUACAAUAACAAAUUUUGACAAAUUAACGGUAAAAUAUUGCCGUCAUUAGACGCAAUUGGCAACAGGCUCAAAGGCUGAAAUCCGAUGCACACCAAAUCAAUCGUGUUUUGUCUUUCGAUCGUAUCGAAUGUCGCGUUCAAUGAUUUUUUGUUUUACAUUUUUUUUUCUUUGUUGAAAACCAUUUGGCAAAUUACGAAUUUAUGCUGGCAUAAAGUAUAUUCGUGUUGUUAAAAAGGGAAAAAAAACAUUUUAUUCUUGUUUUGACUACGACAAAAAAAAUCAUUUUCAAAGAGUUUUUUUGUUUUGUUCUUUUCGUUAAUUAUUUUGUGUUUCGUUAAAUUUGACAUCGGAUACAAUCCAACACCGUAUUUCGUUCUUGUUUUUAUUUUUCUUCGUUUGUGUUUCAACUGAAAAUGGCAGCCGCUCGACCGAAUCGAAUGCACCGAAACCAUCGUGCAAUUGCGCCACAUCGCUCAUUUUUGCUGGAAGAUUUUCGUGAAAAUCGCUAUCCAAAUUUACAAUUGAACGAAAUUGUGGCGCACGUAGUCGAAUUUGCCAAAGACCAUGACGGAUCGAAAUUUAUUCAACGCAAAAUGGACGAGGCAACAGAUACACGCAAAGAAGCGCUGUUUCGUGAAAUGCAACCACAUUUGCUGAUGCUCAUGAAAGAUACGUUUGGAAAUUUUGUGGUGCAAAAAUUCUUUGACAUCGGCACCCAACCACAGCGACAAGAGUUGCUCCGAUUGAUUCAAACCGAUUUUAUGGCGCUUAGCAUGCAUAAAUAUGGUUGCCGUGUGGUUCAAACGGCCAUACAAAAAUCCACACUACCCGAACAAAUUUUCAUCAUGCAAUUUGCAUCGCCCAGCGAUUUCGUUCAAUUGGCCCGAAACGCCAACGGGAAUCAUGUGAUUCAGAAGUGUUUCCAUUAUGUGCCACAAAUGCUUCAGGACUAUCUGUUCGAACAGUUAAAGUUCCAAAUUUUUGAUUUGUGUUUGGAUCUGUACGGCUGCCGUGUCAUUCAAUGCGUUUUGAUUAAAGGAACAUCGAAUCAUCGACGCGACAUUUUCCACGAGCUCGUCAAAAAUCCCCUCCAAUUGAUGCGAUUGAUUCAAGAUCGCUAUGGCAAUUAUGUCAUUCAACACGCAGUCCAAUACUGUGCACCGGAUGAAAAAGCCCGAUUGGUCGAAUUCAUCGUAACACACGUGGUUCUGUUGGCGCAACAGAAGUACUCAUCGAACGUCGUCGAAAAGUGUUUGGCCAAUGCGUCACAGACAAUGCAAGAUCAUGCAAUGUUCAUCAUUUGCAAUCGCCAAUCAGAGGCUGUGAAAGCAUUGUGCAUCGAUGCAUAUGCCAAUUACGUCAUACAGAAACUGAUUGAAUGCGUAUCCCCAUUACUGGUGGCAAAUCUGUAUGAACGUGUCCAGCCACAUUUCAAAGAGAUGCAACGUCAUGUUUGCGGCCGUAAAAUCAUCGAAAUGCUGCAGCAGAAUGGAUAUCCAUAGAGAGAAAAAAGAAAUCUGCCUUACCUAUUACUUAACCACCAAAAAUCCUGAUUUCAUUUUGUAAAUAUGACCUUUGAUUGUUUCAUUUUAUGCAUGUGUGUAGUCGAUACACAUACCUGUUAAUAUUUUGUACACGUUUGAAAGAAUAACCAAACCAGAAAAAAACCGACGACAAUUUCUGCAUGCAAUUGUCAUAUUCAAAACAAUCUUCGAUUGUUCAACACAAAUUUACAUGCAAAAAAUGUAAUGCAGCUCACUUUUUUUUUUUAAUAUUUUCGCCCACCUUUGUUACCGUUUUGCAUAUAAUCGAUGAAAUGUCGAAGUUCUGAAAUCAGGAUUAAUACAUUGAAUAAAGAAAAUCUCUAUA
Molecule: messenger RNA, 2341 nt
Organism: Sitodiplosis mosellana (orange wheat blossom midge)
Lineage: Eukaryota; Metazoa; Arthropoda; Insecta; Diptera; Cecidomyiidae
Product: pumilio homolog 2-like
Exons: 4
Coding region: 886-1974 (362 amino acids)
Biological process (GO): post-transcriptional regulation of gene expression
Cellular component (GO): cytoplasm; nucleus
Molecular function (GO): mRNA 3'-UTR binding
Source: RefSeq, a predicted model, not a curated record